This is a messenger RNA of Pistacia vera, 853 nucleotides long. RefSeq lists its product as uncharacterized. The record is from RefSeq and is a predicted model, not a curated record. The transcript has 5 exons. NCBI's taxonomy places the organism in Eukaryota, Viridiplantae, Streptophyta, Magnoliopsida, Sapindales, Anacardiaceae. The coding region runs from base 125 to 598 and encodes 157 amino acids.
UUAUUUCACUCCACCGUGUUUUGAUUUUACAAAGUCGGGUUGGAAUUGGAUUCAGUCUGGCCCCCACUAUUUUUUCCUAGUAACAGCAAAAACUCAAAUAUUUGUGUUCGGUCUUUGCCUGAAAAUGGCUUUCGCUUCGUUUAUUGGAAGAGUGAUGUUCGCGUCGGUUUUUAUUUUAUCGGCAUGGCAAGAGUUCAACGAUUUUGGCAUUGAUGGUGGGCCUGCAGCAAAGUCAUUGGAACCAAAGUUCAACAUCUUCUCAAAGCACGUGUCAACUCACACUGGGUUGCAAGUUCCAGAAGUUGAAAUCAAGUAUUUAGUUGCUGCUGCUAUAGCAUUGAAGGGUGUUGGGGGCCUUCUUUUCAUCUUUGGAAGUUCUCUUGGAGCGUAUCUUUUGCUUCUGCAUCAGGCUAUUGCUACUCCUAUUCUAUAUGACUUCUACAACUAUGAUGCUGACAAGAAGGAAUUCGGUCAACUUUUUUCGAAGUUUACACAGAGCUUGGCACUUUUUGGGGCUUUGCUUUUUUUCAUUGGUAUGAAGAACUCAAUGCCGAGGAGACAACUCAGGAAAAAGGCUCUCAAAACCAAAACAGUUUAAAGAGUUAUAUGCAGUUAUGCCUGGGUCUAGUUUCACAGUCGAUAUCUGACUCUGCCUGGAUGUAGUCCACGAUCUAGUUUUGUAUGCUUCAAUGUUUGUAUCAGAUUUUUUGGUUUUUGUUUUUAAAGAUUAGGUAAAAAUGUGGUUUACUUUCAUUGAGGGUAUGAUAUUGUUUAUUACCAAGCCAAUUGAUUGUCAUUGAACUGAAUUUAGAGAGAUUUGUCUUGGUUAAUCAUGGGAAGCAGAUUUGACGAA